GAAUGGCGCUACCAAUGUACGCUCGCGUCCCAACCUACGCGAACGAUCAACAAAAGCGAAAUUCGAAGUGAUAAUGCUCCUGUUCCACAAUUGUAAGCCCUGUUAUCCUGUUACUUGUCGCGCUCAUGGUACACGACUGCUUUGGGACAAGCCGGACGGCCAAAUGUUAGUCUUGCCGCACUAUCAGGCAGAUGAGUGUCGGAUGACCAUGCAGCAGCAGGCGCAAGGCAUGGUUGGACUCUGAGGACCGCAUGCCCCAUCUGGUGGGCACCUUUUUGUUUUCGCCUGACCUGGAUCUCUUCGAGGUUUAAAGGCGCGAGCCCUAGAAUGUUGUGGAUCGAUUUACCGUCGGCGAGACCACACAUUCGUUCAUGGGCCAACCAAAGAAUCUGAGCUUCCAAGAGAGUUUCCAUUUGUUCGAGGCAUUCGAAAGCGAGAUCUCACCCUCGGUGCACCACGGUCGGGAGAUGACCCCUCAGGAUGGUUCCUUCACGCUGGUAAUAGAGAUGCGGCAGGCCACAAAGCCUCUCUUUUCUGAACACAGGUCUUCUCUACAGAUUCCGUCAGGGUCGCUGGUAUUCAUGUCGGGCGCCGAUGAGAUACCAUCGCGCGGCACCAUGUCUCUGCUCAAAGCUCGCAACUCGCCGCUGCUAUUACAUCUGCAGAUGCGCACAUAUCUCUAUUCAUACUAG
Messenger RNA from Tilletiaria anomala UBC 951, 692 nucleotides. Its product is annotated as glycosyltransferase family 17 protein. Bases 372 to 692 code for a protein of 106 amino acids. The transcript is spliced from 3 exons. Gene Ontology annotation, molecular function: beta-1,4-mannosylglycoprotein 4-beta-N-acetylglucosaminyltransferase activity. Lineage: Eukaryota; Fungi; Basidiomycota; Exobasidiomycetes; Georgefischeriales; Tilletiariaceae. The record is from RefSeq and is a predicted model, not a curated record. Gene Ontology annotation, cellular component: membrane. Gene Ontology annotation, biological process: protein N-linked glycosylation.